This is a messenger RNA of Nasonia vitripennis (jewel wasp), 2101 nucleotides long. It is a transcript of the gene Ssl1, whose product is annotated as general transcription factor IIH subunit 2. Bases 377 to 1591 code for a protein of 404 amino acids. Gene Ontology annotation, cellular component: transcription factor TFIIH holo complex; transcription factor TFIIH core complex. Gene Ontology annotation, molecular function: zinc ion binding. Gene Ontology annotation, biological process: nucleotide-excision repair; regulation of transcription by RNA polymerase II; DNA-templated transcription. Lineage: Eukaryota; Metazoa; Arthropoda; Insecta; Hymenoptera; Pteromalidae. The transcript has 8 exons. The record is from RefSeq and is a predicted model, not a curated record.
AUACUGACCGUCAGCUUCUAUACCAAGUCUACAUAUUCGUUGAUAUAUUAUACACCGAAUGGUUCUGAUGGAGUAGGGUAGGGGUAAAAGAGACAGAAAGUGGGAGACAGGUUGGCUUACAAGUUUUUUCUCGGUUUUGUGUUUUGCCUCACGAGGCCGUCCCGCCGCCGUGCCGUACGUGCGGCGAAUCAAGUGCACUGACGCGUUGUAAAUAAUCGCUGUUUUUUUGUUUCUCUUUUUUGCACUGCUUAGAUUGAUUCGAAAAAGUCCCUCGAAAAGGGCAGGACCAAACGUGAGGAUCGAGUUUUUGCGCUUUUACCCAUUUAAUUUAGGAUUUUAAUUUAAACUUUUGAGUCAUUCCAAAAGUGAAUUUACAAUGGCAGAAGAAGAAGAAGAAAAGGAGUAUCGGUGGGAGACUGGUUACGAAAAAACAUGGGAGGCAAUCAAAGAAGACGAUCAUGGAAUGUUGGAGGCUUCUGUAGCAGACAUCAUCCACAAAGCUAAACGAAAACGACAAUUAGACAGAAAAGAAGGUUCCCGUUUGGGAAUGAUGAGGCACCUGUACAUUAUUCUUGAUUGUUCUGAAUCCAUGACUAAUCAAGAUUUAAAGCCAACUCGUUUCCUAUGUGCUCUAAAGCUUUUAGAAGAUUUUAUUGAUGAAUUCUUUUAUCAAAAUCCCAUCAGCCAAUUAGGUAUCAUAAUUACAAGAAAUAAAAGAGCUGAGAAAAUCACAGAUCUCACUGGAAACCCAAAGAAGCCUCUACAAGACUUGAAAAAUUUACAACAAACAUCAUUCACCGGAGAACCUUCAUUACAAAAUUCACUAGAGCUUGCUGCAAAAACCUUAAAGAUGUUGCCAUCCCAUGCAAGUAAAGAAAUAUUAUUAAUUAUGGGUUCACUUACAACUUGUGAUCCUGGAGAUAUUGGGGAAACAAUACAAAGUUUGAAAUCUGAUGGAGUUCGAUGUAGUGUCAUUGGUUUAGCUGCUGAAUUAAACAUUUGUAAAAUAAUGGCUGUAAAUACUGGUGGUGAACAUGGAGUUGUAUUAGAUGAUAAGCAUUUCAAAGAAAAAUUAACAGCACAUGUUGAUCCUCCACCAGCUGCAACAAGAUUAGAUGCAGCUCUAGUCAAAAUGGGUUUUCCCCAUCACGCAUUACAAGCUUCUACAACCGAGUUAUCUAUGGCUGUAUGUAUGUGUCAUGCAGAUAAGCCAGAUGAAAGUUCAAGGUUUACAAAUCCAGGAUACCUAUGCCCUCAAUGCCUUAGCAAACACUGUGAAUUACCCGUGGAAUGUAGAGGUUGUGGCCUUACUCUCGUGUCAGCGCCUCAUUUAGCUCGAUCAUAUCAUUAUUUAUUCCCAAUAAAACAUUUCAAAGAAGAGCAAUAUGAAGGAGAUCCAGCCAGUUGUUAUGCUUGUCAAAAGACUUUUGUAGAAUUGGAUAAAAAGGUAUAUGUCUGUGAAAAAUGUAAACAAACAUUUUGCUUGGAUUGUGAAAUUUUUAUUCACGAAUCCUUGCACACGUGUCCAGGUUGCGCAACAAAUCCAGAGAUUAUGUUCAAAUCAACGAAAAACAGUAAUAAUUCAGCUUAGUUCCAAUGAAUCCCCGUCAGGUUCGAAUUUAACCGCAUACUUCUUUUUGCGAAGUACAAAUUUAGAUUAUAAGUUCGUUUAAUCGUGAACGGUCCUGAACCUUCAGGAAUUGUGCAUGUAAUUAUUUAAAUUCAUAGACUAAGAUUUUACAACGAUCUUGAGACUUAUUGAGAUAUGCACAGACACAGAUAUUCGCUUGAUGCGAAGUGUACAAAACGGCAUUUUGGAUUUUCAUAAAAUAAGUACAUUUUUAUACGCGCUGUGAUUUCCUGAAAGCUGCAAUAGUAAGAUUUUUUACCUUUGCAAAGUUUAAAAUAUAUCACGGACCUAUCAAGCCACAAUGUAUAGAUCAUAAAAAUUGAAGGAAAUAUCAAACGUUUGAUUCUGCAGUUUGAUACUGCUGAAACCCAAGCUUCGCAGUAACAUGCGGUUUAUAUAUUUCUGAGAAAAUUAUUAUAAAAUUCUUGUAAACAAUGAAAUGGUAAUAAAAUCUCUUUACGACCAUUGGAA